AUGUUAGAUCCUGCUGCUGUCCAUGGAAGGAGGCAGCAAACUGCAAACAGAUGUGCCCAGCGAGGGGGCUACAGCAGCAAGCACUGGUAUCGUCUGCACUUUUCAGCUCUGCUGAGACUGGAAGCCUUUCAUACCCUCUCCAUCCAGGUGCUGCUCACCACAGCCCUCUCCUUGGCUGCUGUGGCAGACACAGGUCAGCUGAAAGGAAUGGAGGAAGAGCUGUUGUCCUCUUCUCAGCAAGAAAGACAGAGACCUGAUGCUACCCCUUUCCCACAACUACCCAGCCUGGAGAAGCAGACCUCCAUCCUGAAGUGUGGAGUUUGUCCCAUUGACCUGAGGAGCCCAGAGGAUACUCUGCAGCUGAGAUUAGUUGUUGGAAGAUGGAGCCUGGAGGGCAGCCCUGGGAUGAGGUUAAAGGAUGAAGACUUCUGUGCUGGGACACUGCGUGUGACUAGUGGCUGGGGCAAGGUGUCUGAGGGAGACCAUCCUUACAAGGUGGCAGCACUGGCUCCUGUCCUGCAGGAGGUGGAGCUCCUCAUCGAGAGCCAGACCCGCAGCAUGGUGCUGAGGGCAGGGUGUGGGGCUCUUUGCUGUGCACUGGCUUUGCUGAUGGUGUGCAAGUUUGGACAGGGUGACUCUGGAGGCCCCUUUGUGUGUCUGAUAUCUGGUGCCACUUGAACUCUGACCAGUGUGGUGUCCUGGGGGGUCGGUUGUGCUACAGGUUUGGAUACCCUCAUGAGAAGCACCAUGGCCCAGAGCUCAUCAGGCAUCUUCUCACAGGUGGCUGUUUGUGACUUCAUUGCCCAACACAUGACACAGGCUGCUGUGCCAAGCCCUCUCCCUGCACCAGCAGAGUGUAGUUCCCAAGGCAUCCUGCUCUUUGGAGGAAAUCAUCUCAUUCUGUACCCCCAGGCUCUGGAGCAUAAUGUCCCUCACAACAGCCUGUGCACCUGGAAUAUAACAGUACCAGAGGACAAAAUCAUCUUGAUGUGCUUCACUAAAUUAGAUGGAUACCAACUUGGAUGUGACCCUGACCAUGCAUCUCUCUAUUUGAAUGGAAGAGAACUAAUCAGUAAAUCCUGCGGGGAUGUCUUCCCAGCCCCUCUGCUGGCAGAGUCAGACCAGGCCACGGUUAUAUUUUUUUCUGGUGGGAGCAACACUGGCUGUGGCUGUGGGCUCACCUUCAUGGCCACCCAUAAGGACUCCGAAGCAAGCUCUGGCUGUGGCAGUGUCGCAGUGUUAGUGGAAGAGGGGAAGAUUGAUACUGCUAAUUAGCCUGGCUUGUAUCCCAGGGACAUGAAGUGCCACUGGCUCAUUGAAGGUCCAGCAGAGUAUGUCGUAAAGCUGGAGUUUCAAGACUUUGCCACAGGGCUUAGCCCAGGCUGCAUUUAUGAUGCAGUUACUAUUUAUGGUGAUGAAGAAGAAAACCAGCUGUCUAAUCUCUGUGAAUUCUCAGCUCCCAAGCCGGGGCCAAGUUCAGGGAAUACCAUGCUGGUACAUUUUGAAAGUGAUGGGGAGAACAGCUUCAGAGGGUUUAGAGCCCAGCUCACUUUGGUUCAUUCAGAGGAGGCAGGAAGAAAAGAUUUUGCAUUAACUGCACCAAUGUUGCCUUUGAAGGAUGUUCCCUUAGACACCUGUGGUUUUUCCCCAGUUACUCCCCAGUGGCUGUUCAAGCAUGUUAGUGGGGCUGAGGAGGCCUGUCCUCACUGUUGGCCAUGGCACACCUCCCUGAAGCUCCUUGGAAACUCCCAGUGCAGUGGGACUGUCAUCAGCCCUACAUGGCUGCUGACAGCCGCCCACUGUGUGUAGCUAUCCAAUAAACCCUUGCACUGGACUAUGACAGCAAGAGACCAUGAUAGAGCCCUAAGAAGGUCAACACAACAGGUAAAACCCAAGCAUCACAUCAUGGUGUAUCCGCACUCUGGAAUGUUGAGCUAUGUCCUGAUGCAGCUCAACAUCUCUCUGGAGUACAACACUGCUGUCAGGCCAGUGUGCCUGCCCAGCAGCACAGAGACAUUAUCCUUCUCUUCCCUCUAUGCUGUGUCUGGAUGGGCAUCAUCAAAGAAGGUGGGUCUUCUGAUUUUGCACCUGCAGCAGACAUGAGUACCUGUACUUGAGAACGAAAUAUGUGAGAUAAAUUGCUACUUCAGUUACCCUGGAGGGAUCACUGCCAGGAUGUUUUGUACAGGCUUUGUUUCCGUGGGAGGCCAGGACUCUUGUCAGGAUGGUUCUGGUGGCCCCUUGGUUUGCAACCCUGAAAAUGGAUCAUUUAUGCUUUACAGCAUUGUCAGCUGGGCUGUUUGCUGUACCAGCCCAAAGAAACCAAGGUCUUUGGUUUCACGGGUGAGGAUUUUCAUGGACUGGAUAGGACUGCUGAAGAAAAAAUGUGCACCAGAAGUGGAGUUAGAAGCCUGGGGAUUUAUAUCUGCUCCUUCUUCAUCACGUUAUGUGGGAAGCACAGAGUGCUCUUGGAUACUCCGACUCUCUCUGAAGGGCAUGGCAAAGAUUAUAUUAUAUAAUCUGUCAAUAACAUCAUCACUGAACCGCCAAGAGGAGUUUCUUGGGAUUUAUGAAGAGAAUCAGAGAGCAAGAAAAGCGCAAGAUGUUAUACAGAAGAACUUCUUGGUAGAUACUCACACUUAUUUACUGGUAGACAAUGUGGUGGAGAAAUACACUAGUAACUUGUAUGACUGUGGCCUACAUUUCUCAAAUGGUGUUUUUACGGGGAUACUGUGCUUGGAUUUGCUUCUAUCUGUUCUGUGCAGUACUGUGCAGUCUCCUGUGGUUCUCCCAAAUCCCAGACCUGGGAUGAAGAUGGUGCUCUGCUUCAGGAUCCAAGGACAAAAAACUGUCAAUGCUCCAAAAAUGCCCAAGCAGAUGAGCUCGGAGUUGUCACAAGGCAUAGAUGUACUCACAGAUUGGGAAGGAAUGAUUCAGCCAUUGGGAUACCACGUGAGAUACACAAAUGCCACCAGCUGCCACAGGAGAAUUGUAGCCCCAUUAAAAUCCAUUAUUCGCCUUGAAGUCCUGGACUUCUGGACUGAAAGAAAUCUGUCUAAUUGUCACGGCCAACUGGUGGUGUGUGAAGGAUUUGGACUAACGAAAGAGUUACUCGGCAACUUCAGUGGUGACACUUCUAUCUAUCCCAUAAAAUCUUGAGGUUCAGUAGUGACAGCGACUUUCCCUUCCAGGACUUCAGCAGCCAUGAAAGGCUUUCUCUCAACUUCCUCUACUCAGGAAACACCAUCGGAUAAGUCUAUUAUGAUUUUCAGCUUCCUGACCCUGCAUUUCAAAACUGAUGAAACUGUAGGAUACAGGGGCCUCAAAAUCCUUCUUGUAGAGUUGUAUGAGCAGCCAACACAAAGUGAACUGGAAGGCAGCAGCCAGUAUUCAUCUUCUAUUUUACUAGUUUCUGAGGAAACUAAAUACUCUUCCCUUCCAGUUUCAUUCCUUUCCUUUCUUGUGCUGACAUCUCUUGUGAUCAUGGAGAUCUCUCUCCUUUCCCAUGAGGCCUGUGCUAUGGGAGACUCCUGGGGACAAAAUAUUGAAGAGAUUAACAUCUGUGAGAGAGCUACAGGGGGAGAUUCUGGGUGGCCACAGAUCUGUUUGUUUGACAGACACAACAAGCUGGUCAGUAUUGCAAUCUGAGGCAGUGACAAGUGUCAUCCAGGGUCCCUGACAGUCUGCACCAGGGUUUCUGCCUUCAGACACUGGAUUUCACCAGUCACAGAACAAAAUAUUUGA
Messenger RNA from Pipra filicauda (Wire-tailed manakin), 3744 nucleotides. RefSeq names its product ovochymase 1 (gene OVCH1). Gene Ontology annotation, molecular function: serine-type endopeptidase activity. The record is from RefSeq and is a predicted model, not a curated record. Gene Ontology annotation, biological process: proteolysis. NCBI's taxonomy places the organism in Eukaryota, Metazoa, Chordata, Aves, Passeriformes, Pipridae.